AUGGUUCAGUCAGCACCCAGAGACAAGGCCGGCAGGACGAUGACGCAGCUUCGCGAAGGCGUGAGCGAUGGGCUGGGCGCCCUCAAAUUGGCGCUGUCGACAACGGCCCCGAAGCUGCUGGUGUCGUGGCUCUAUGUGCCCGUCGGCAUCAUGGUGAUGCUUGCAUUUUGUUUCGCCGUCCACGUUGGUCUGCGUGCCGCAGGCGUGUCUUUUCUCUUCAUCUGUCGCUUGCCUGGUGCUUUUGCGGGCUGGUCCCUUCGCUGGAUCAACGUCAUGUUUACGCCGUCUUUCAUCCUUUUACCCCUGAGUCCAGCCAUUGGAAUCAUGGAAGUUCUGAAGAUCAUUGCUGUGUUUCUUUUGGGCUUCCUUGCCAUGAUGGCCCUGGCUGCAUAUCUCACGCGUGGCAUCCAGCUUGUCACCGGUUCUUCAAAGCGAGCCAUCGCGGAGCGUGCUGAAGAGAUGGGGAACGAGACGGAUGAGAUCCCCUUGGCUGCAGCACCUCGCGGCGAAGAAUCAUCGUCGGCGCCAACAUCUGCACCCAUUUCAGCUGUCCCGUCGUCCGUAUCUUUGAACACCCUCGCCCCCUUGCCACCUUCGCGCAACGCCUCUCAUGUUUUUCUCUCGGACACUCUACGCUCCGGUGGUCACCAUCUGAACGAGACUUCAGCUCUCAAUGUCUCUCCCUCGCUGCCGCCGCAGGUUCCCCUUCCACAUCCACGGACACAGAUCUGGGCCGCUUGGCUCACCCACCACAGCGACCACCUCACAUACGGUGCCCUCUUGCUCCAUUCCCCUGAGCUGGCGUCAAUACAUCCACCCGGUCCUCGUCACAGCCCUCAUCAGCGUCCUCACUCUCUGGGCGCUCGCCGGCGGCGGCCCCUCUCCAAAGCCCUGGCCCCCUACCGAACUGGCGCCACUUACCUCCGCCUCUGGUCCGGCGACGCAACGUCCGCCCUCCCCGGCGCCGGCGACAUGCUCGCCACCGUCCUCGACGCCUCCAUCGUCUCUCUCGCGCUGCCCAUGUACCAGUACCGCCGCGAGCUGCGCGCCCACUUCCUCGCCAUCGUCCUGCCGAACCUCGUCCUCGCCGUCGCGAGCCUCUUCUGCUACCCGGUCGUCUGCUACGCCAUCGGCAUCGAGGCCCGGCGCGCCCUCGCCUUUGCGUCGCGAAGCCUGACCCUCGCGCUGGCAAUCCCGGCAACAGAGAACCUAGGCGGCGACGUCAAUGCCGUGGCGGCGCUGGCCAUCUUCAGCGGCAUCGCGGGCGUUCUCAUCGGGGAGAGGAUGUUGCGCUGGAUGCGGAUUCCGGAGGACGAUUAUGUCACGAGAGGUGUCACGCUUGGGGCCAACUCGUCGGCGAUUGCCACGGCCGUGCUAUUGAGGACGGACCCCCCGCGGCGGCGCUGUCGAGUCUAA
Molecule: messenger RNA, 1416 nt
Organism: Verticillium alfalfae VaMs.102
Lineage: Eukaryota; Fungi; Ascomycota; Sordariomycetes; Glomerellales; Plectosphaerellaceae
Exons: 6
Coding region: 1-1416 (471 amino acids)
Source: RefSeq, a predicted model, not a curated record